AUGUUCGACCUAGCACCACAUCCCUCUGCUCCUAUAAAGAGAACGAAGAAUUCCGAAAACUACAAACUCGCACCCGACCGUUGGCUACCACCACCUCUCGAAGGCGAUCACAACAUUUAUCUAGUGGAGCUUACUGGAGAUUGUGACCCUGCGAACGCCAAAUCAUGGUCCGUCUCACGCAAACUGAGGACUGCAUCUGUACUCGGCUUCGACACUCUCGUUGCAUCUUGGGGUUCAUCGGUCUACUCAUCCGCUGUUGAACCCGUCUCGCAAGAGUUUGGUGUCUCGAGCGUUGUUGCACUCCUCGGGCUGACAUUAUACAUCUGUGGAUUUGCAACCGGACCGUUGGCGUGGGCACCUUUGAGUGAGCUGUAUGGGAGAAGGUGGCCUAUCACAGGAGCAUGCCUCAUCUUCACCUGCUUCAUGUUUGCAUCUGCCACAGCGGAAGACUUUCAAACACUGAUGCUUUCGCGGUUCUUCGCUGGAGUGUUUGCAAGUUGUCCGUUGGCAGUAGUGGGCGGUGCAUUCAGUGAUAUGUUUGGCAACGAGACAAGAGGGAUCGCCAUCGCUGCAUUCUCUGCUCUCGUCUUUCUUGGUCCUUUCAUUUCCCCCAUCGUCGGAGCUUUUAUCACCCAAAGCUACCUGGGUGGGCGGUGGACCGAGUACAUCACCGGGAUUAUGGGGGCUCUCGCUUUCGUCCUGGAUAUCAUUCUGUUGGAAGAGACCUACCUGAAGACAGUUCUGCAGAAACGAGCAGCUCAGAUUCGUAAGGAGACGGGCAACUUUGCAAUCCACCAUGUCAGCGAAGAAGAAGUGAUCGAUUUCAAUGACCUGAUGCACAGACACUUUCUCCUCCCACUUAAUCUGCUAUUUAGGGAACCGAUUGUGUUCCUGAUCACCAUAUACACAGCGUUCAUCUACGGCAUCCUAUACCUGUUCCUAGAAGCCUACCCUGUAGUUUUCACCACAUACCGCGGCAUCCCCUCCGCGCUCGCAACCCUGCCAUAUAUUGGCCUAAUCAUCGGUGUGUUGAUCGGGUGCGGCAUCGUCAUCGCUUUUGAGCCCAGAUACAAUCGAAAGCUGAAAGCAAACAACAAUCUCCCUGUCCCAGAACAACGACUUCUACCCAUGAUGGUGGGCGCAACAUUGUUUCCAGUUGGACUGUUCUGGUUCGCAUGGACGGGAAACUACCCGGCAAUCCAUUGGAUUGUACCCACGCUCUCCGGUCUCUUGACAGGCGCAGGCAUCAUGACGAUCUUCCUGCAAGCAUUGAACUACCUCAUUGAUGCGUAUCUCAUAGUUGCCGCAUCCGCCAUUGCUGCAAACACCUUUCUAAGAUCGUUCUUCGGAGCAGGGUUCCCACUGUUCGCAACGCAGAUGUUCAAUAAUCUUGGUGUUGAUUGGGCGGGAAGCUUGUUGGGAUUUUUAGCGGUAGCUUUCUGGCCAAUUCCGUUCUUGUUUUAUAUUUACGGGGAGAGAUUAAGGAAGAUGAGUAGUUAUGCGCCGACGGAUUUGGGGAAGAAGGGUGGACAGGGUAGUGAGGAUGAGGAAGCGAAGAGUGAGUAA
Molecule: messenger RNA, 1566 nt
Organism: Hyaloscypha bicolor E
Lineage: Eukaryota; Fungi; Ascomycota; Leotiomycetes; Helotiales; Hyaloscyphaceae
Product: MFS multidrug transporter-like protein
Exons: 1
Coding region: 1-1566 (521 amino acids)
Biological process (GO): transmembrane transport
Molecular function (GO): transmembrane transporter activity
Source: RefSeq, a predicted model, not a curated record